Messenger RNA from Poecilia reticulata (guppy), 1561 nucleotides. RefSeq names its product hematopoietically expressed homeobox (gene hhex). Gene Ontology annotation, biological process: regulation of transcription by RNA polymerase II; cell differentiation. The record is from RefSeq and is a predicted model, not a curated record. NCBI's taxonomy places the organism in Eukaryota, Metazoa, Chordata, Actinopteri, Cyprinodontiformes, Poeciliidae. Gene Ontology annotation, molecular function: DNA-binding transcription factor activity, RNA polymerase II-specific; RNA polymerase II cis-regulatory region sequence-specific DNA binding.
GCAGUCAGAAAACAGACCCAGCGGUUGGAUCGAAUGUCAGCUGGCCAGCAGUCCGACCUGAUGGGCACCAAAACACUGUAACGGCCCCUGCGCAGUCCGGGGACCCUCUUGGUUAGUGGAAGUGAGAAAAAUUAAGCUCAGCGUCAGAGCUGGGAUUACAGAAAGCUCUGGAUUGAAGACGUGAGGAAGGUGUUAGAUUUAUCCUGAAAGAGACGGAGAGACGCAGCGCGUCAGCAGCGGUACACACCAUGAGCGUCCCGCUUUACGCACCGACCCCCAUCCAGCCGGCUCACCCGACCCCCUUCUACAUCGAGGACAUCCUAGGAAGGACUGGUUCGGCUGCCAUCUCUUCAUCUUCAUCUUCCUCCUCCUCCUGCUCCACUCCGGUGAUCCCCACACCGACACUCCCGUCAGCGAACUCUUCCUUCACCAAUCUGAUUUCUCCCUACCGGACACCGAUUUACGAGCCCACGCCGAUCCACCCGGUGCUGUCCCACGCCGCGCUGACAGCGACGUACGGCCCCGUCGGAGCCUUCAACGGCUCCAUCUACCCGUUCCACCAGCAGCAGCACCGCUCCAUGGGGGAAUACGCACAGGCGCUGCUCCGACAGGACCCCCUCGGGAAGCCCCUGCUGUGGAGCCCAUUUAUCCAGCGGCCCCUACACAAGAGAAAGGGAGGCCAGGUCCGGUUCUCCAACGACCAGACCGUCGAACUGGAGAAGAAGUUUGAGACGCAGAAAUACCUGUCCCCUCCGGAGAGGAAGCGUCUGGCCAAGAUGCUGCAGCUCAGCGAGAGACAGGUGAAGACGUGGUUUCAAAACCGACGAGCCAAGUGGAGAAGAUUAAAACAGGAAAAUCCCCAGGGCGGUAAGCGGGAGGUGGAGGACGACAGCGCGCUCGGGAGGAACUGUAAGUCGGAUAAAAUGACGGAGCAGGUUUCGAUCCAGAGCAUGGAGCACCGGCAGACAGGCCCAACCCCCCUGCUGACCCCGGGGUGUAACCGUUUGCACUCUGGGUCUGUGCAGUCCCCCACGGAGCUGGACUCUGACGUGUCCGAUGAUUCAGACCAGGAACUGGAUAUAGAAAACAACAGUGAGUUAACACUAAACCCAUAAUUGUGCAGCGUAGGUCAGACGGCCUCUCAGUGUUCCGGCUGGACGAUGAACUCUGUUUCUAAAACUAGCUUUAUGUGCCUUCCUUGGAAUGCAGAAAUAAGUUCAAAUAAAAGACUCUUGGAAAUGUCUUCAGUUUUGGGACUGGAACCUUGUAUUGCUUUAUCUCCAGCCAUAAUGCUGCUUUCUGCAGCUCUGAUUCACAGAUCUGUUUAACAUUCAGUCCUCGGCUCCGUGUUUACCUCUUGUAUAUGAUGUAUAAUAGUUUUUGGAUUGCAUUAUAGUGACUACUAACGAUUACUGUAAAUAUAUGGUAUUUCCCUCUAUCGUUUUUUAAUGUAUUUUCAGAUUGUGGUAUACAAAUUAAUAAUCAGUGAAGCUUACAAUGUACUUUUGGAGUCAUGUUUAAAAGACGUUUUCUGACCUGAAUAAAGACAUGUUAAAUUACA